UUUCACUCUUUUUAAAGGAUUCAUUUAUUGCAGAGACACACCUAGGAUCUACUGGCACAUGUUGUCUUUCCUGUUCACCAUCCAAGAGAUCAACCAGGAUCUCAGCCUUUUACCCAACAUCACCCUGGGCUACAGCCUCUAUGAGAACUAUUUCGAUGCAAGGAUGACUUCGGACGCCAUGCUAGAGCUGCUUGCAGGCAGUGGAUGCAAUAUUCCCAAUUAUCACUGUGGAGAACAGAAUCACCUGCUGGCUGUUCUUGAAAGAAGCAACACUUUCAUCUCAAAAGUGAUUUCAGCCUUGUCAGGCAUCUACAAAAUCCCACAGUUCAAUUAUGGCUUCACUGCCCAGGUUCUCGAAGGUAAAACCCUGUUCCCUUUUGUCUACCGGAUGACUCCCAAAGAGGAAAGUCAGUACCAGGGGAUUGUUGAAUUGCUCCUGCAUUUUGGAUGGACGUGGAUUGGCCUCUGCAGUCCAGACAAUGACAGUGGAGAAAGAUUUGGGAGCGCUGUGAAACCUCUGAUGCUCAGCAAAGGGAUCUGCAUUGCUUUAUCAAAAAGAGUACCAGAAACCUUUAAUCAAGAAUUUAUUACACUGGAAUAG
Molecule: messenger RNA, 601 nt
Organism: Podarcis raffonei (Aeolian wall lizard)
Lineage: Eukaryota; Metazoa; Chordata; Lepidosauria; Squamata; Lacertidae
Product: vomeronasal type-2 receptor 26-like
Exons: 3
Coding region: 59-601 (180 amino acids)
Biological process (GO): G protein-coupled receptor signaling pathway
Cellular component (GO): membrane
Molecular function (GO): G protein-coupled receptor activity
Source: RefSeq, a predicted model, not a curated record